Molecule: messenger RNA, 3138 nt
Organism: Morchella importuna
Lineage: Eukaryota; Fungi; Ascomycota; Pezizomycetes; Pezizales; Morchellaceae
Exons: 6
Coding region: 1-3138 (1045 amino acids)
Source: RefSeq, a predicted model, not a curated record
AUGCUCGAGUGCCACCUGGUCACUUUGAAAGGUCCUCAAUCGCUUCUGGCACAUCUACCCAAAACCAAUGCCCAAGCAAGGACGGCAAGAAAGUCAGCGUUUCAUGUGAGUCCUUCGUCCCGAGGAGACGGUGGGUAUAGCACAUCACCUACUAGCAGCAGCGGUCGGAAGUGUAUUUCUGGUUCGGGUUCUGAGGGGGACAAGAAAGAAAGCAACUCUUUGUCGACGAGUGAAGUAUCCAGUGGUUCGCCGAUUCGAAUCCAAGGAAAGAAUUCACUCGAAAAUCAUAAGCACACUCCAAAAAAAUUCCCUCUGCCCCCUAAACCACAACAAAUCCAGCAAACACCACAAGCACCCACCAACAACGAAGAUAGUGGCUCCACGAUGCCUGCGGCAGCCUCAUCUGCUGUACCUGCCUCCGAGGCGGCAGCAGCACCAUCGGCGGCAGCAGAACCCCCCAAAUCGAGUAAGAUGAAAAGGCUACAACUCGCACUAUCCGAAACAAUUUCUUCAACGAAACCGAAGCGGCAAAAGGUCGCAACUGCAAAGGCUGCUGCUCUUGCGAAAGAGCCCUUUAUGAAUGCGGAUGGCACUGCGGUAAAGAAGAGAAGACCUCCAGGAGUUAUGUCUGAGAAAGAAAAGGCAAGAGAGCGUAGGAGAGCUAAAGCUAUCAAGGGCUCUGGGAAGUUUAGCCUGAGGGAUACAAUUGAGCCCAUCACAGGCACGACAAUAAACGUUGCCGCCAAGCCUCAACCCAUCGCGCACCUCCCUCGCUCCAAGCCUCGAGGUCCCGUCGUUCCCACCUUGCCGCCUCGUUAUGAGGUCCCUAGGGGCCGCUAUCUGCAAAGGCAACCGGUCUCUAACGUACAGCAGGAAACAGCUAACACCUCAAUCCCUUCUUCAAACGCCCAUGAACACAUGAUCUUUGAGUUUAAUGCCAACCCUCAAGCUGCCAUACCGCGCGCUCCGCCUAAAACCAACUCAAAAACACCAAACCGCUCGUCUUCCUCUCGCGCUCCUUAUAAAGCGCAAGGGAAUAGUGUAACCGAGGCUAUCUUGAUAGACUCUUCUCCAUCCUCUGUGGAGAAAAACAAGGAUAACCGAUUUAAUCUACAAAAUGAGAAACGAAGAGGGAUAGAAAAGGCCCCCGUUUACAAUAUUCCCUCAGAUAGCGAUGAUAUUACAAUAAACUUAACCUCCCCACAACCUGGAGAGGAUACGCGACGCACGCAGAAAAAACAAUCGUCGAAUACCCCAAGUCAUGCUGGCGCAUUGAGUGUGACGGAUGUUUUAUUUACGAAGUGUGUUUCGUCUCUUACGCCUCCAGACGAGCGCAAGCGCCUAUGUAUAGGUAUUGAAGACAUCAUCCAAAGGUUAGAGAUUCAAAAAGACCAGAGCAAAUUUUUACGACAUCCCAUUACAUGGUCCGAAAAUCGAGCGCACCCUACAUUAGAGAACCUUGCGGUACUUUUAAGACGUCUAUGCGUAGUAACAGAUGAAGGCUUAAUUGUUACCUUCGAAUGCUGGAAGGAGGAUAAACCGAAGUUUAAAGGUCAAUUCAUACUACCUGAAGAUGCAGAACAUACACAGAGGUCUUAUCCACGGAGAUCUGAAGAUGUACCACCUGAAAUCAUCGAACCUUCGGCAGUGAGAGAAGAAGCACCGGGUAAGGCGUUGGCUACUGAGAUACCCAAAUCUCAUAUUCCAGAAAUCAUCUCAGCCUCAGAAACAUCGUCAACCUCAAGAUCGCCUGGGAUUUCUAGGAGAACCUCGAUUACUUCGGAUAGCUGUGGCAGCCAUUAUUAUGUUCCUAAUGUCCCAGAAACGGGAAAUGCACUUGAACAAUUGGAAUCAGUACUAUCUGAGGGGCCUACAGAGGCCAUAUUUUCAACUGAGUACAUCGUUGAACAGUCUCUAGUAACUAGUGAUCAUCCGCGAGAGGAGGAAGGGUUACCAGGUCCAAUCGCAGAGACUUCAGAGGUGGUUGCAGAACAGGAGGAGGAGGGGUUACCAAAUCAAAACGCGGAGAAUCCGAUGGUUGCAGAACAAGAGCAGGAGGAGUUAGCAAGUCCAACCGUGGAGAAUCCAGAGGUGAUUGCAGAACAGGAGGAAGAAGAAUUGACAAACCAAAUCACGGAUGAUCCAGUAGUCGCAGAACAAGACGAAGAGGGGUUAGGAAUUCCAACUGUGGAGAAUCCAGAGGCGGUUGUAGAACUUGAGGAAAGAGGUUCGCUAAGUCUAGUCGUGGAGACUCCAGAGGUGGUCACAGAGCCCUCAAGUCCGAGUAAUCAGAUUCAAGAAGAGAAUGCUGCUUCGGCCACUACCUUGCAGGGUUCCGCCACAACUGUGACCAAGCCUUUCGUCUCACACAAGCGUAAAAGGAAGAUAUUCCAACCUUUCACCGUUGAGGACCUUUUAAGUGAAUCAAGAUCUGAUAAAGAACUACAGUCACACCAGGCAUCUCUCCUCCUCAGGAAACGUCAAGAAAAAGACGAUGAAUAUUUUCCCAGGAUCCUCCGUCUCAACAAAGCGGAAAGUGAUGUCAAAGCUGAACUUGAUACUCUCAACGCAUCGGCUAAAUCUGAAGAGCUCUGCUGCCAGCGCAGAAUUGAUGCCUUAUUCAAAGUCAUACAUAGUGGAGGCCAAGCCAAUUGGGAAGAAUAUCGCGAGCUCAUAAGGAAGAGAGAUAGCCUUCGGGAAGACUAUACACGCCAAACUGUGCGUCUUGUAGAUAAAGCCUCGAAGAUUGCCAAUGAGAAGGCCUGGUGUCUCUCUCAAAAGAACAAAGCUGUGGAAGAGCUUGACAAUGCCACCCAGGAUAAGGGGCAGAACGGCGAGAGUGUCACACCGACAGUUACAACAUCCUCUUCAUCUGUCUCCGAUACAAUGGAUGCGGGCUCGGGUCCAGUUCCUUUCUCUACAAUUGAUCAUUUCCCCACGAUGGAUUCUAUGCUCGCAGAGACGCGGGUCGAAGGCUAUAGCAUGGCUCGAGAGUUUUUGAAACGCUUGAUUCCCUGGGCCAAAAUGGAACCAGAGCCAGUCUCGGACCCUUCCCCUGCCGAGCUUGAAGCCGCCGCCGCUAUUGCCGCUGCCGACGCGAAGAAGAAGAUGCGGAGGAAGAAGAGGUUGAGAUGGUGA